CCGCCAAGCCGAAAUUGCUUCAUUUGCUAUUCGCUAAAAACUACACCAUGGUCAAGCAGAAGAACCACACGGCCCGCAACCAGACCGUCAAGGCCCACAAGAACGGUAUCCGCAAGCCGCACAAGCACCGCUACCACUCGACGAAGGGCCUUGACCCCAAGUUCUUGCGCAACCAGCGUUUCGCCAAGAAGUACAACAAGAAGCACGUCGCCGCCAAGAAGGACGAGUAAAUUAACUCGACUACGACUGGACGCCUUUGACGCUGCGUCGUUGCGGCGGCGCGUCGACGACGGUAUGGUGUGUUGUUUAACACUCGGAACGAUAUUCUUGCUUGACCUACCUUGUCGACUUGACCGUUUUUUU
This is a messenger RNA of Saprolegnia parasitica CBS 223.65, 363 nucleotides long. RefSeq lists its product as hypothetical. Gene Ontology annotation, molecular function: structural constituent of ribosome. The record is from RefSeq and is a predicted model, not a curated record. Gene Ontology annotation, cellular component: cytosolic large ribosomal subunit; ribosome. Gene Ontology annotation, biological process: cytoplasmic translation. The coding region runs from base 48 to 230 and encodes 60 amino acids. NCBI's taxonomy places the organism in Eukaryota, Oomycota, Saprolegniomycetes, Saprolegniales, Saprolegniaceae. The transcript has 2 exons.